AUUAUCCACAAAGUCACUCAUAUCACUAACCACACAUCUCACUCAAAACUCUCUCUCACUUGCAUCCAUGAGUAGCAAUACUACAACAACUAUGUUCAUAAUUUCCAGCUUCCUCUGUCUUAUAUUUUCUUCGUUUCUUCCAUCAAGUUCGGCCAACACCUGCAGAUCGUAUUGCGGAAACCUCACCGUAGAUUACCCGUUCGCCGUCCACUCCGGCUGCGGCCACCCGGGCUUUCGAGAUCUCUUAUACUGCAUCAACGAUGUGCUCAUGUUUCACAUCAGCUCGGGAUCUUACAGAGUCUUGGACAUAGACUACGCUUACCAAGCCCUCACGUUACACGACCCUCACAUGUCAACAUGCGACAACAUAGUGCUAGGUGCCAAGGGCAACGGCUUCUCCGUCGAGCAAUGGCGGGCCCCGUACAUGACCCCAACCACCGACAACGUGUUCAUGCUGAUCGGCUGCUCGGCUGAGUCGCCGCUCUUCCAAGGCUUUCCGGGGAAGCACUUGCCAUGCAGAAACGUUUCCGGCAUGAGUUGCGAGGAGUACUAUGGUUGUCCAGCGUGGAAUUCGUUGGGCCAUAGGAGGGUGGGCUUCUGGUUUGGGUCGGGCCCACCUGAGUGCUGUGCAGUGCCGUUUGAGGCCAUCAAGGCCGUUAAUCUCACCAAGCUUCAGUGUCAAGGGUAUAGCAGUGCUUACAAUCUGGCCCCACUGAAGCUCGAUGGGGCCCACGGGUGGUCUUAUGGUAUCCGAGUGAAGUAUUCUGUUCAAGAAAAUGAUCAGUUUUGUAGAGCGUGUGAGGCAACCGGAGGCACGUGCGGUUACGGUACCGAUGGCAUUAAGCAAUUGUGUAUGUGUGGGAGCUUCAAUUCCACAUCAAAUUGUGAUUCCGUAAAAUCGGCAUCAACAAGAACAUACCCUAUGGUGGAGAGUUACACAUUGAGAGGAUUACUGUUGUGUAUACUAGCUUGGAUUACAAAGAAACAUUAUUGAAAUGGAUAUCGAAUUUAGCAUAUGUAUGCAUAGAGAGAGAGAGAGAGAGAGUGAUGUAAAC
Messenger RNA from Pyrus x bretschneideri (Chinese white pear), 1055 nucleotides. RefSeq lists its product as uncharacterized. Lineage: Eukaryota; Viridiplantae; Streptophyta; Magnoliopsida; Rosales; Rosaceae. The transcript is spliced from 3 exons. The record is from RefSeq and is a predicted model, not a curated record. Bases 68 to 994 code for a protein of 308 amino acids. Gene Ontology annotation, molecular function: polysaccharide binding.